Messenger RNA from Gymnogyps californianus (California condor), 1871 nucleotides. RefSeq names its product Tax1 binding protein 3 (gene TAX1BP3). The transcript is spliced from 4 exons. The coding region runs from base 19 to 393 and encodes 124 amino acids. The record is from RefSeq and is a predicted model, not a curated record. Gene Ontology annotation, molecular function: protein binding. Gene Ontology annotation, cellular component: postsynaptic density; postsynaptic membrane; adherens junction. Lineage: Eukaryota; Metazoa; Chordata; Aves; Accipitriformes; Cathartidae. Gene Ontology annotation, biological process: neurotransmitter receptor transport, endosome to postsynaptic membrane; neurotransmitter receptor transport postsynaptic membrane to endosome.
GGCAGCGGCGGCGGGGCCAUGUCGUACGUGCCGGGGCAGCCGGUCACCGCCGUGGUGCAAAGAAUUGAAAUACAUAAGCUUCGUCAAGGUGACAAUUUGAUUCUGGGAUUCAGCAUUGGAGGUGGCAUUGAUCAGGAUCCUACUCAGAAUCCUUUCUCUGAAGACAAGACUGACAAGGGUAUCUACGUAACAAGGGUGACAGAAGGAGGCCCAGCAGAAGUUGCAGGACUUCAGAUUGGAGAUAAGAUCAUGCAGGUGAAUGGCUGGGAUAUGACAAUGGUGACCCAUGACCAAGCUAGGAAGAGGCUGACAAAAAGGAACGAAGAAGUGGUACGGCUGCUGGUGACCAGGCAAUCUCUGCAGAAGGCUGUGCAACAAUCCAUGAUGUCCUAAUCAAUCGUCAAGUUGGGGAAGGGUUGGGGAGGGAGAUAUAUAGACUGAUAUCAAGCAAGGAAGCAAAUACUAGACCUGAACAGGUUGUCUGGAAGGAGUGCAUGUUCCUAACUGUGGUAAACACUAUUUUUUUUUUUUUCCUUUCUCUGGUGUAACUGGCAGUAGUAAAACUCUAGUCCCCUCAAGCAGAGUGCUUCUCUAAAGUCUUCCCUGCAGGUACACGGUAAGACUUUAUUGUAGUCAUGGCUUUCAGGAGGACAGGACAAACCCUAGUUAUCUAAGGAAGCAACUGGAAAAGCCUUAACUUUGACAGAAUUCUCUUGUAGCACAAAAGCUUCCUAUUUUAAGAGGAAAUGUGGUUCCUGCUAUGGAAGAUAAGAGGGUUUGCUGUGCUUAAGCUUUUAGAAGCGAGCUGUCCUGUCCCCUCAUGCUAUCAAAUUAAAAUGCCAGAAUUAAGAGUUGCCCGCUGCUGUGGGGAGGAGCACUGUACUCAUCCCACAUUGUGUGCUAGCUAGACAGAGUAUGCUGAAGGGUUUGGGGCAUUACAGUUUACUGCAAAGAUUCCCUGUACAAAGCAGCCUCUUCAGACAGACAAACAAGAAACAACUAAGUAUCACAGAAGUGUUAGAUUAAUGCCUGUGAAGGACACUAAGAGUUCAUAGACACUACAGCUCAACUUCACUGUCAGAGUAAAACCUUAAUUCUCCUUGUUCCCAAGUAAUUUGUAACAUCACAUGAAUCAAGUUUAAAUGAAAGGAAUAUGGAGCAGAAAAGAACACACUGUCACUGAACUUACCAAAAGAGCUGCUCAUAGCUGUAGUCUUCAGUUCUUCAUUCCACUUCUAUCAGACUUGAAAUGGGAGAGGUGGAUUUUGGUCUGUCUUCUAGAAGACUUUGCUUAAAUCACUGAUUUAUUGGAUGGAAGAGAUGAAUAUGCCAGUAAUUUGCAAAAGUGCCUCUUGACCAAAUUUCAACUUCUGGUAAGAUACUAAGUUGUUUAAAUCAACAUGCCACAGGAUUUAAGAUUCUUGCUGCAACACUAAAGUUAAUUAUCUAGCAUCCUAGUGGUUUGUUAACCAGCUAGCUUUACAGUUAUCCAAAAACUGGAGUUCUUAAUCCCCUUCAGUUGAUUUAUACAUAUCUAUACUUUCCUUAAGCAGUCUUCAGGUAAGCUGUUGUAAAUAGAACAUGAGAAGGUGGCAGACUAACUUAUUCAGUACAUUACUGCUGUGCCAUGUACGUAUGUUGUGAUUAAUGCAUCUCAGACUGUUCUGUACACACCAGCAGAUGCCUAUUUACCAUUUUUAUAUCUACAGAAUUACUAGAAUACUGCUUUUGAAUUUUGUAACUUAAGAAUUCAGUGGUAAAUUUUAAGGCUUUCAAGUUGAAGUUAUUUUUUUUACUAUAAAGAUACACUGCUAUUUGUACUGCUAUUUCACUUGAUUUUACACACAAUAAAACAAAGUUGCAUUUCCUGA